AUGCUGUCAUUCAACCCUCCAGCGGUAUAUCAGGCCUCCAAAUGCUAUGUGACGUAUGGAGUAUUGGGUCAUUUAGACCCAAAUCAACUACCAUCCAAAUCAAAGCCAUGGGCAACACUUACAUGCCAAGAUUUUGUCCACAAGGCCGACCUCCUUAUUCCUCAAGAUGUGUUCGAUGUAGCCUUGAAACAACUGGUCAAGGAAAGACCGGCCCCUGAGUUUAAGAGGGUAGUCAUGUCACUGCAUGACAUUCUGUCCGGUGAAUUCUUCACAGAGUACAUCAAGAAAGGAAACAUUCUGAUGCUUUCCGAGGGCCGGAGAGGAAUCGACAAUGUCUUCACUCUUAGAAGUGGCAAGCUCGUCAUGUUUCUGGACAAGGAAGCAUAUGAGAAGGCAGGGCUUGUUGGUAAACCUCAAGGGGUCAAGGGGAAGCGGGGUCUAAAGCCUCGAUGGGUUGUCGAAUGUGAUCUCACGAGCCCUUCGAUGUUUCCGGGAAAGAAAGGCUUCGACCGGCUAGUUUACGCGAGCAAGAAUGCGCUUGCCGCCUCAGUUACAUGGCUGUUUUGCAACUUGGCUCCCACCGCUCCUGACCCAGAUCCGCUCUCACGGCAUUUUCCACUCAACUAUACCUGCGCCCCUGGCGUCGUGGAGGGCAUUGCCGUCAAAAUCCCCACACUUAAGCCAACUAUCGAAUCCAUCGAUCCAUCCUCCAGGGAAGACUUUGAGGACUUCUCAACUGGAUUGUAUGAGUGGCUAUCCCUCGCUCGCCUCCAGACUCCGCGCAUCGAGGUCGGGGAUGAGAUCGACCCGUACCUGUCUCGCUACCAGGUCCCCAGCGCCGAACGGCAAGCCAAGAUCUGCAAAAUCAGCUGGCAAGGUUUCCUCGCACCGUCAUGGUCCCGACAGACUCUGAUCGAUAUCAUAACGGCGCUGCCGGCCAAGACGUGGUUUUCCUUCAGCACCACAACCUUCACCAGGGGUAUGGCUGGGGACAACUCUGAGUGCACGAUCCUCCGUUUGCCAGAUUCGCCAGGCGAGUACCUCAUGUGGGAGGUCAAGGCGCAUGAAUGA
Canariomyces notabilis is the source of this 1071-nucleotide messenger RNA. RefSeq lists its product as uncharacterized. The transcript is spliced from 5 exons. The record is from RefSeq and is a predicted model, not a curated record. Gene Ontology annotation, cellular component: ribonuclease MRP complex; multimeric ribonuclease P complex. Gene Ontology annotation, molecular function: ribonuclease MRP activity; ribonuclease P activity. NCBI's taxonomy places the organism in Eukaryota, Fungi, Ascomycota, Sordariomycetes, Sordariales, Chaetomiaceae. The coding region runs from base 1 to 1071 and encodes 356 amino acids. Gene Ontology annotation, biological process: tRNA 3'-end processing; endonucleolytic cleavage in ITS1 to separate SSU-rRNA from 5.8S rRNA and LSU-rRNA from tricistronic rRNA transcript (SSU-rRNA, 5.8S rRNA, LSU-rRNA); tRNA 5'-leader removal.